AUGACCGGAGUCAGUCCAGAAGCAAUGGUCCACCAGCUCAAGGUAGACCCAGAUCACCCACCAGUGAAGCAGAAGAGAAGGAAAUUCGCACCAGAGCGUAACCAAAUUGUCAAUGAAGAGGUCGAGAAGCUACUGAGCAAUGGUCACGAACUCCUUAGUUUCAUAGACGCCUUCUCAGGAUACAACCAGAUCUUGAUACACCCAGACGACCAAGAAAAGACAGCCUUCAUCAUGGAAAGGGGGACCUAUUGCUAUAAGGUAAUGCCAUUCGGCCUCAAGAACGCCUGGGCCACCUACCAGCGGCUGGUAAAUAAGAUGUUCGCCGAGUGUCUUGGAGACACCAUGGAGGUAUACAUCGACGACAUGCUCGUCAAGUCACUGAUAGCCAAACAGUACCUCGACCACCUUAGCCAAACAUUCGCCGUCCUCAGGAAGUACAACAUGAAGCUAAAUCUAGCCAAGUGCUCAUUCGGGGUCUCGUCAGGACAGGUUGCUGGCUUGAGCUGCUUCAUCUCCAGAUCAGCCGACAAGUGCCAUCUCUUUUUCCAUGCUCUCAAGAAGUCCAAGAAGUUUGAGUGGACCGUCUCUUGCGAAGUAGCCUUGCAACAGCUGAAAAGGUACCUGACCUCCCCUCCGCUCCUCUCCAAACCUGUGGACGGGGAGAAGCUCUACUUUUACAUAGCGGUCUCAAAGACAGCCAUCUCAACAGUACUUGUUCGGGAAGAAGAAACGAAGCAGUUGCCAGUCUAUUAUGUAAGCAAGUCACUCCUUAACGUAGAAAAACGGUACAGUCAGCUGGAAAAAUUAGCCCUCGCCCUCAUCCAUGCAUGCAGGAAGCUCAGGCCAUACUUCCAAUGUCACUCAAUAGUUAUACUCACCUCUUUCCCACUCAAGAAGAUACUGCACAAACCAGAGCUAUCAGACCGACUCCUACAGUGGACAGUAGAGCUCAGUGAGUUCGACAUAUCAUACCAGCCUCGCACCGCCGUCAAGUCCCAGGCACUAGCUGAUUUCACCCCGAAUACCACCACCCAAGCAGAGAGUGAGUUGUUAUGCAUGAACAGCAGACCACCCUCCAAGUGGACUCUCUUAGUGGACGGCUCUAGUAACGUAAAUGGAAGCAGAUUUGGAUUAGUAUUGAUUGCGCUAGAAGGAGACAUGAUCCAACGGGCAAUACGGUGUGGGUUCAAGUGCACAAACAACGAAGCCGAAUAUGAGGCCCUCAUAGCUGGACUUUCCUUAGCCAAAGAAAUUGGAGCAAAGAGACUAGAGGUGAAGUUUGAUUCCCAGCUCGUGGUCAGUCAACUGCAAGGCACGUAUCAAGCACACGACUCAAAGAUGACAUCUAACUUGAGCAUGGUCAAGGAGCUACAGGCCCAAUUCGAUGAGUUCUCCAUCGUCCAAAUCCCUAGAGCGAAAAACUCCCACGCUGAUGCCCUUGCCAACCUCGGUUCAGCCCUCAAAUAUUCUUCCCAGUCAUCCAUCCCUCUAUUAUUCAUGCAGUGGCUCACCAACUGGAAGGAACAACAACCAAACAAGCUGCCCGAGGAAGCCAUGGGUGUUGAACUAGCCGACUACUGGAUGACUCCUAUAGUGAGAUACUUGGAACACGACAAACUCCCAGCCGACAAGAACGAGUCACGACGACUAAAAGCAAGAGCCGCCAGAUUCACCAUACAUGAAGGCCAACUCCUUAGAAAGUCAUUCUCGGGCCCCUAUCUCAAGUGCACAAGCCCAGAAGAGGCCCAACGUGUCCUUGCCGAGCUACAUGAAGGCGAAUGUGGAAACCAUGCUGGGGAACGUAGCCUUGCACACCAGGUGAUCACUGCUAGAUAUUACUAG
This is a messenger RNA of Pistacia vera, 1842 nucleotides long. RefSeq lists its product as uncharacterized. The transcript has 3 exons. Bases 1 to 1842 code for a protein of 613 amino acids. Gene Ontology annotation, molecular function: nucleic acid binding; RNA-DNA hybrid ribonuclease activity. The record is from RefSeq and is a predicted model, not a curated record. NCBI's taxonomy places the organism in Eukaryota, Viridiplantae, Streptophyta, Magnoliopsida, Sapindales, Anacardiaceae.